Molossus molossus (Pallas's mastiff bat) is the source of this 2089-nucleotide messenger RNA. It is a transcript of the gene ALKBH4, whose product is annotated as alkB homolog 4, lysine demethylase. Gene Ontology annotation, biological process: oxidative demethylation; protein demethylation; actomyosin structure organization. Gene Ontology annotation, molecular function: actin binding; demethylase activity; oxidoreductase activity. The record is from RefSeq and is a predicted model, not a curated record. Lineage: Eukaryota; Metazoa; Chordata; Mammalia; Chiroptera; Molossidae. Gene Ontology annotation, cellular component: midbody; contractile ring. Bases 5 to 913 code for a protein of 302 amino acids. The transcript is spliced from 3 exons.
UGCGAUGGCGGCUGCGGUGGUGGCGGCACCCGAGGGCCUUCGGGAAUGCGGCUGUAAGGGCAUUCGGACCUGUCUGAUCUGCGAGCGGCAGCGGGGAGGUGACCCACCCUGGCAGCACUCUCCACAGAAAACACAUCGUUUCAUUUACUACUCAGACACUGGCUGGGCUGUAGGGGCCGAGGAAUCUGACUUUGAAGGCUGGGCCUUCCCCUUCCCUGGCGUGACAUUGAUAGAGGACUUUGUGACCCGGGAGGAAGAAGCUGAGAUGGUGCAGCUGAUGGACCGUGAGCCUUGGAAGCUCUCACAAUCUGGACGGAGGAAGCAGGACUAUGGUCCCAAAGUCAACUUUCGGAAACAAAAGCUCAAGACUGCUGGCUUCCAAGGCCUUCCCAGCUUUAGCCGGGAGGUAGUGCGGAGAAUGGGCCUCUACCCCAUCCUGGAGGACUUCCAGCCUGUGGAACAGUGUAAUCUGGACUACUGCCCAGAGCGGGGCUCGGCCAUCGACCCUCACCUGGAUGAUACCUGGCUAUGGGGGGAGCGGCUGGUGAGCCUCAACCUUCUGUCCUCCACCGUGCUGUCUAUGUCUCGGGAGGCACCUGGCAGCCUACUGCUCUGCCUGGCCCCAUCUGGCUUCCCGGAAGCCUUGGUGGAAGGUGUGAUGGCUCCCAGCAGGUCCGUCCUGUGCCAGGAGGUGGAGGUGGCUGUCCCUUUACCCCGCCGCUCACUGCUUGUGCUCACUGGAGCCGCACGGCACCAGUGGAAGCAUGCCAUCCACCGCAGACAUGUCGAGGCCCGCCGUGUGUGUGCCACCUUCAGGGAGCUGUCGGCCGAGUUCUGUCCUGGUGGGAGGCAGCAAGAACUCGGACAGGAGCUCCUGCAAAUCUCUCUCUCCUUUCAGGGGAAACCCAUGUGAGCCACUUCCCUGGGGACAGCAGCUGGUACUGGGCCUGGCUGGGGUGCCAGUUCCAGAGUUGAUCCUUUGCCAAGAUUGAAGGGGGAGCCCAGCACAAGGGUCUUCCUCCCCAGCUCAUUAGGUUUUCAGAGAAGACUGCUGACACCCUGACGCCGUGGCAGUGUGAGCCCUGCGGGAACUGGUUUUGAGGGGGACGUGCCUCAGGUCAUUCCCCUUUGAGCUGCACUGUGGCCACUUGUUUGGGUUAUUUAAUUUGUCAUAACUGAGGGAAAUGGCAUAAUUUGAGUUUUAAAAAUGUUGGCAUCACUUAAAACCAUUUUCUCCUUUAUCCAUCUCUUCAGUGAGAUUUCCCGGUGCCCCACCCUCUGGUCCCUCCAUUGGAGUAGCGUAUUGGAUCAGAGGAUGGAAUUGGUAGAAGAUUUGAGGUUAUUACUAUUUCAGAUUUCAGAGCUGGUGAAUCAGACUCUGCCUGGGUCACGCUUGACCCAGCCUUGGGGUGCAGGAUGCAGUGAGGACUGGGAAAUCUCCUGAGAGUUUGGUACGCACAUAGCCCACCCAACCCCUGCCCCACAUAAUGGUGUUAAAAAGUGGGAAAAUUCUUUUCAGCCCCUAGGAUAGCACAAGAUGGUUUGCUGUCCGGUGCUGGUGCUGUGUGGUACUCACCUGGAUGGGUAGCUGUUCCCAUGCACCUGUGGCCAGGUGUGCAGGUCGUGGAGGUGGAGGGAGAUGGCAGUAUUCUCUGGGCCUGCAUGGCCAGCCCUCUUGCCUGCUGCUUGUAUGACAAAAUGCACCUGGCUCACCCACCACAUGCAGGAAGCCAAACGAGGGGCCAGUGCUCCAGCACAGCCUGGAAAGUUUUGUGGUUGGCACUGGCUUUCAUAUUCACUUGAACUUUCUGAGAGCUGGAAGGUUGGGGGAGGCACUGGCCACUGCACUGCCUGUGAAGGGGCAUCAUAGCUGCUGAGCCACUGGCUUGGACCGGAGGACCCUGUGCAGACCCAGUGGAGAGGCUGCUUGGGCUGCUGGUGGCUGCUGGGUGGGGACCAUUGGGCUCCCAGAUGCCUCAACUGCUGCUUCCUGGGGCAGCUUACUCAGAGUAGGAGGGUGGAGGACAGCUUCUUCCCAGGUCUUGUAACUUCCACGCCAGCCCUCAGGCCCCACUUUGGAUUCCUAGCA